ACGGAGCUCGCGAACGCGAUCACAUCCGGGGCACGGCACUGCACGGAAGCGGCGCGUCCCCGGCGCGUCGCCGUGACACUGCGGAGUCGGCGCGUGCUCAGGUAUAGCCCAGUGACUCCGUGUGAAAGUGAGAAUAAUGCAGGAGGAGAGAUUUGUAUGAUGGUGCAUUUGACCUUAAACCAGCAGAAGAGGCGGACACACACCUUUUCACUGUUAUUACAUUUCCCAGUUACUAGUAUUUUACUCAAAGUGAUCAAGAUGAAGAGAAAAGCAGACCUUGAUGGAUGUGAACCAAGAAAGCGUGUAUGUAAAGAUGGAGCCAGAACCAAGGCCAAGAUAACACGUGUCUCAGAAGAAAUGUGCGCUCAGAGUCCAUAUGCAGGGCUAGAGCGACACAUGCAUUUAGAAGCAAAACAAGGAACGUUUACAUUUGGAGCUGCAGCUACAGCUAAGAUUAGUGCAGGACGAGUCAGAGCAAAGCGGAGCAUCGUUUCAGCUGAAGCUAACAGUUCAGAUGCUUCUGAGAUAGUUGUGACAGAGAUUGAUGCUGAGGGAAAGUAUGCAGAGGGAGGAGCAUAUGUGCAUUUAGAAACAAAACAAGGAACAUUUAGAUUUGGAGCUGGAGCCACAGCUAAGGUUAGUGCAGGACGAGUCAGAGCAAAGCGGAGCAUCGUUUCAGCUGAAGCUAACAGUUCCUCCAUAGUUGAUAUCGAAGGACCAUAUUCUGAGGCAGAGGCAAACAUGAAUGUUGAAAGAACACAAAGAAAUCUAGAAUUUUUAGCUAAGGCCAGAGCUAAAGUUAGUGCAGGACGGAUAAGAGUAACAGAGGAUGACGUUUCAGCUGAAGCUAGUGGUCCAAAUGCUUCUGCCAUGUUUGUGGCUAAUAAUAAAGAAGCACAGAUCAUGGUCGGAGCUGAGAUUGCAAGUGCCUCAGUUUCUGCAGGUCCAGUUGGAAUGAAGGUUGGUCUUGGGGUUGAAACCGGUGCUCGCGUUGGUGAUGAUGGCGCAGAAGUGAAAGUCCUGGGCUGUGGCAUGUCAAUCGGCAGAACGAUGGGAGCUUCUUUUUUUGGAAAUGAACUGAAAUUUAGGUUAUGGUAAAAGAAUUGUAACAGUAAAAGUAUGUAACUGUUGUUAAUUAAUCUUUUAUGACUUCUUGUAUUUACACAUUGACUAACUUUGAUGAUUUCUGUUUAACUGUGGCUUUGAAGUACUUUUUAAAGCUUUUCUGCAAUUCUAUCUUAUCAAGUACAGAUUUCAGUUACUUUUUACUUCACAGCUCUUUAGCUCUUUUCAAAUAGUAAAGUAUUAUACCAGUUUUGAUAAAAAUCUGAUUAUAAAAAUGUAAUGAUGCAGAUCAUUCAGCCUGGGAAAUUCCUUGCCCUCCCUUGAUUUGUAAACAUCUUAGUUUGUUGUGAUAGUUUCCUGUUUUUAUGUAUGUAUAAUGUGAACUUUGACCUUAACUUCACUAUGAAGCCUUACAGUUUGAUUCCAGAUCAUCUGCA
Messenger RNA from Paramormyrops kingsleyae, 1502 nucleotides. Lineage: Eukaryota; Metazoa; Chordata; Actinopteri; Osteoglossiformes; Mormyridae. The record is from RefSeq and is a predicted model, not a curated record.